Solanum lycopersicum (tomato) is the source of this 1716-nucleotide messenger RNA. RefSeq names its product BTB/POZ domain-containing protein At5g17580. Lineage: Eukaryota; Viridiplantae; Streptophyta; Magnoliopsida; Solanales; Solanaceae. The record is from RefSeq and is a predicted model, not a curated record. Gene Ontology annotation, molecular function: protein binding.
AUGGGCAAAAGCAAAAGCAUAGGAUCUUCGUCCAGGAAACUAAUGCAUGCUUCAUCAUCAGAUGUUCAGCUCAACAUCUGUGGAUUGCCAUUCUCUUUGAAUAGGGAACUUUUGGCUGCAAGAUCUUCAAAGCUAGAUGCAUUACUGAGAGAGAAUCCUGAAGAUGAUCUUUCUCAUUUGCUAGGAGAUAUUCCCGCGGAUUCUGAAACGUUUGAGAUUGUAGCAAGAUUCUGUCAUGGCUUUGACAUAAACUUGUCAUCUGAGAAUGUUAUUAAAGUACUUUGUCUUGCUCACUAUCUUGGAAUGUCCGAAAUUCACAGCACCAAUAACCUCACAAAGAAGGCUUGUUUCUACUUUCAAAACGAUGUGCUUCCUAGCUGGAACAAGAGUAUUAAAGCCCUCAGAUCUGCAGAAAACAUUCUUCAACAAGCCGCGGAUCUUGCCUUGAUUGAUGCAUGUGCUGAGUCCAUCAUCGCCAAGGUAAUGCACGAUCCAAGUCUUCUUGGAGAGCCAAUGAGGAAUGUAACAACAACGGAUGAUGAUAGUGAGAACGAUGAAAAUGCCUACAAGCCAAAUGUUAGGAGGAGGCUUUUUGUUCUUGACUGGAAAUCAGAGGACUUGACACUACUUCCCAUUCCUCUCUACGAGCCCAUAAUUCGUGCAAUGGUUCAACGCAAAGUCCCUCUGGAAUAUGUGGCAUCAUCUCUGUUUGAGUAUCUCAACAAAUGGGUUUUUUCGGACACUAAAGGAGGAGAAGAUGAUCCGUUAACUUGUGAGAAGAAUUCUCAAAGAGUGAUCAUUGAGGCAGUGGAGAGACUGUUGCCUCAAGAAAGGGGGCUAAUCCCCAUUUCUUUGCUCUCUCAAAUGCUGCAAUCUGCGAUAAUCUUGGAUGCUCAUACUGAAUGCAAAACCGGGUUGGAGAUUAGAAUAGGAAAGCAACUAGACCAGGCAACCGUGAAGGACCUCUUAAUACCUGCACAAGGAUAUGCAAAAGAAGAGCGUUAUGACACUGAAAGUGUGAAAAGGAUAUUAAAGAAUUUCUACAGCAAUUACGCAAGCACAGAUAAAUCUGGCCUAGUCGUCGUAGCUGAACUUGUAGAUAACUUCUUGGCUGAGGUUUCUAGUGAUAUAGAUUUAAAGUUGAACACAUUCUUAUCACUAGCAGAGUUAUCACAAGCAGCAACAGGAGGAACUAACAGAAAUUCUGAUGGUAUGUAUAGGGCAAUUGAUAUAUACUUGGACAAGCACAGAUAUCUCACAGAUUGGGAAAGGGAGGAGGUUUGCAGGGUGUUAGAUUCCAGCAAAAUGUCUCCUGAAGCCUGUGAGCAUGCUGCACAGAACGAAAAACUACCAAUUCGAGUGAUGGUUCAGAUUCUGUUUUCUGUGCAGCUGAAGUUGAAGGAUACCGUGUCCAAGAAGAUACAAGGGAGUCCUGAUAACCGAUUGUUGAAGCUGGAAGAAGAUGAGAGAGGGACUAGCAGCAAUGAAGAGGAAAUUAUGAAAGCAGAGAUAGAAAAGAUGGGAAGCAAGGUGGUUAAGCUGGAGAAAGAAUGCGAUACGAUGAGAAGGGAAAUUCAAAGAGGUGGUUCCCAGCACAAGAACCAAAAGGGGAAAACAAGCAUAUGGAAAGAAAUGAAGAGGAAACUUGGUUGUAUGACAAGCUUGCAUGAACCAAAUUGUCAUGUGAAGAAGAAAAAAGUCCAUCCUCCAAAAUAG